CGAAAUUAUCUGCCAAUCAUAAUAUCUGAAUGGUAGGAUGAGGAUCCAUUUACGCCUACGGAUAAAUAGCGUGCUAUCGCACUUGACAGACCAUAGUUGCAUCGUCAGGAGGUAGCCUACCAAAUAAUAACGCGAUGUCUCGGUUGUGAUUUAACGUACAGUAUUUCCUCAUCUAUCUUCCCCGCUGGAUGGUCCAUGUUGGAGCCUGGAGCUACUGUAGAGUAGAUUACAGCAAUACAUUAGCAAUAAAACAACAUACGGUGACUUAACAGACACCCGAGAAACUACACAUGAAACGGGGUUUUGCCAUGUCCCGCGGUCGUGUGACAAGAACCGCAGGACAGGAUCGAAUCAAUCCGUUGGGGCAAUGCUAGGAGCUGUGUUAAUAACCUGGCAAGAGGAAUACUUGAUACUCGAAGACGUUUGCUUUCGGAGAAUCGAAUUCGGACAUGGGGCUUGAGUUGUCAUGCGGGGCGGUCCGGACACUGGACCCCCUGAUCGUGGGAGUCUCGGAUAGAUACCGAUGCUCACGGUCAAAUCAUAGCUUGUGAGGAACGAAAGAAUGCCUGCGGUGACCGGAGAAGCGCCCUUACUGAACGGGGGCAGAAGAGAAGAGAAAAAUCCAGUUUUAACACCCUUUCCUUUCCUUGUCUUUCUGCCUCCUGUUCAGCGUCCCUGUAAACAGUCCCUUCCCGGGUCCCUAUGCCGAGAGUCCCAUUGGAAGUGCCUGCUCCUCACGCUGCUGAUGUUCGGCUGUUUCGCCACGCUGGGAUGGUGCUCUUUUUACCGCGUCACUGUCAUGGCUGCCGAUGAACACGGCCUCUACUACGGUGGCCGCGCCCGCCUCUACCAUGACAGCCCCUGCUCCAACGGCUACGUCUACAUCCCGGUGGCCUUCCUGAUCAUGCUGUACCUGGUCUACCUGGUGGAGUGCUGGCACUGCUUCUCUAAAACAUCCUCUCUGGCCCGGGUGAGGAUUAGCAAGGUGUACAACAGGGUCCAGAGGCUGCAGCAGGCCAUGCCCUGUAUCUGGUGGAAGGCCAUCAGCUAUCACUAUGUGAGACGGACACGGCAGGUGACUCGAUACCGCAAUGGUGACGCUUACACCACCACACAGGUGUACCAUGAGCGGGUCAACACACACACAGCCAGCUCUGAAUUUGACUAUACCCGACAUGGUGUCAAGGACGUAUCCAAGGAGCUUCUUGGCCUUCUGGAGCACCCGGCCGUACGCCUUCGUUUCACCAAGUGUUUCAGCUUUGCCAGUGCCCAUGCCGAGGCUGCCUACCUCACCCAGCGCGCACGCUUCUUCGCAGAGAACGAGGGUCUGGAUGACUACAUGGAGGCACGGGAGGGCAUGCACCUGAAGAACGUGGACUUCCGUGAGCACAUGCUAGCCUUUCCUGACCCGGCGUGGCCGCCCUGGUUCUCUCGCCGGCGCAUGUAUUGGCUGAUCUCAGCCCUGAUGUUGUCCUGGCCACUACGUGUGGUGUCAGAGUACCGUACGGCGUAUGUCCACUAUCAUGUGGAGAAGCUGUUUGGUGAGAACGAGGAAGUCAAUGACAAUGACAGCACUGAGAUGGGCAGCUACCGCUCAGGCCAGGAGAAUGGGCAACGCGGUGGCCCCAGAUUACGUGUCAUAUCGAGGGUCAACACGGUAGACAUCACUGAACUGGAGUGGCACAUUCGCUGCAACCAGCAGAUGGUGCCCAGUUACUCCGAGGCGUUGCUGAUGGAUCUGAACACCAACAACACAACAUCUUCGCCCUCUGCGUUUACCGGGGCAACGCGUGUCCCUAUGAGGCGGAACUCUAGCUACGUCCUCCAGAGCUGCCCCCGCUGUCGCAGGUCCACCAGCAGCUCCUCGCUCCCCUCGCGAGUCAGGGGGAACGUGGCGAUGGGGGCGGGCUCUUUGACAUAUGGGACAGUGGGAAGGAUGGGAGGAGGAAGGCUAGCCCUCAGCCGCAGUGGAUUCUCUCUGGGCCGUUUGCACACUGUGCGGCAGGCCUGCCUGUUUCACUCCCGGAGCCUUGGUGCAGGGAUGGGGAGUAGAGGGGAUGAAGGUGGUGGGUUUCUGGGACUGGGCCUCCGCCGGGCUAAUGAAGAGAGCAGAGGGGUACUGGAGGGAGAAGGAUUUGAAGAGGAUGAGAAUAGUCUGCAGCUAGAGGAGGAUAGAGAGCAGGAACUAGAGAGAGUGAGGGCUGAGAUCAUGCAGGGAGUGGCCUGUGUGACAGAGAGACCACCAGCUUAUCAGGAAGCUCUCCACUUGCCUGUGUUGAUCGUCCAUGGUGAGGAGAGCUGCCAUGGAGGGGAGGACCUUGACACAGGAUAGUCACUAUGAUUGGCUAGGGUGAUGGAGAGUAGAUAAGCAAAUCUGCUCAGGAUGAUGCAAGAAAUGAAUGAGAGGAGGGCAGAGGAGAGGAAAAUAGGGAAGGAAGAAAAAGAAGUGGUAAUAUGGAAAGGAUUGGAAAGAAGAGAGGGGUAAGGAAGGAGAAAGAAAACAAAUGGAAAACCCCUAGUUUCCAGACCUGCGACAAAGGACUACUGCAAAAUGUGUAGGGAAACCAAACUAUUGUGUCACGGUAGAUUAAAUUACAACUAUGUAGUUGCUCUUGCUUGAGAGUGUGUAAUAUGUGUAUCCCAUUGUCCACAAUGAACAACAAUCGCUUUGUAUCAUUGUUCAUCAAUGUAUGAAAUGUAUGUUCAUGAAUGUAUGGACGUAUCAAUGAGCUGCUGAGUUAGCGCUUAACAUCAGGAGUAGUAGUAGUCCACCAAGCUAUUAGAUUAAUUCAAGGGGCACUGUAUAUUGUGUAAACUUACAUAACUCCCGGGUGGAGGUGGAGCACAACUCUCAUGCCAAUGAAAUCAAAAAAAUAUUACCAUUACACAGAGAUGAUAGUAAUCCGAUUUUAUAUUACUUUUAGAUGUAAACAAAUAAUACAUUUGAUCAAGGCACUGAGGUGAUGCGGCGUAUGUCAUCUACUCAUCUUCCUCUUGAGAUAAUGCAGAUCCAAGCGGCCAACAAUAUUGUCUAUGACAUCACAGAUAUAGUGAAUAAUGUUUUAAGAGGUAAGUGCACAUAUGGGUAUGUUUGAGCAGGGAUGCAGUAGUUGCUAAAAAUCGAGCUACUUUAUGAGAAACUUCACGAUUUUUUAAAAAUGUCCUUGUAGCUCAGCUUUGUGACUCCGUCAGCCAAAAACAUGCAUUUGCCCCCCUCACAGACAACAGGAAUGUGGAGAAAGACACUCACUUUUUAAACCUAACAUGGAUAUGGGGAACAGGAGAUGGAAUAUGAUAGAGUUAUGGAGAGAGCAAUUGUCCCAUUUUAUGUUGGUAAGAUUAACCCCUUUAUUCAUCCAAAAAAUGCCUCUUAGCAAUUUGGCCUUAACCACAUUUACAUUUACAUUACAUUUAAGUCAUUUAGCAGACGCUCUUAUCCAGAGCGACUUACAAAUUGGUGCGUUCACCUUAUGACAUCCAGUGGAACAGCCACUUUACAA
Molecule: messenger RNA, 3500 nt
Organism: Oncorhynchus nerka (sockeye salmon)
Lineage: Eukaryota; Metazoa; Chordata; Actinopteri; Salmoniformes; Salmonidae
Gene: tmem151a
Product: transmembrane protein 151B
Exons: 3
Coding region: 563-2332 (589 amino acids)
Source: RefSeq, a predicted model, not a curated record